GCAAAGAGAGGCCGGGAUUUGAGCUUGUGAGAAUUUUACUAUUUCCAUCAGACCAUAUUCCACAAAAGCGUUUACGCGGUCCGAAAGGCAGUGCGCGAAGAGCUUUUCAAGAUGGCGUCACAGCUGCUACCCCUCGAACUUAUCGACAAGUGUGUCGGAUCAAGAAUAUGGGUUGUCAUGAAGGGAGACAAAGAAUUUAGUGGCACGCUCAUGGGUUUUGACGACUACGUCAACAUGGUGCUGGAAGAUGUGACAGAAUUCGACUACUCUGGAAACCACACAAAACUUCCUAAAAUUCUGUUGAACGGUAACAACAUCUGCAUGUUGAUCCCUGGCGGAGAAGGACCAGUUGGUGCCGCAGCUUGAGGAAUUAGAGCAUAAGGCGUAUUUAUCUCCAAAUCAG
Messenger RNA from Trichoderma atroviride IMI 206040, 403 nucleotides. RefSeq lists its product as uncharacterized. The record is from RefSeq and is a predicted model, not a curated record. Gene Ontology annotation, cellular component: U4/U6 x U5 tri-snRNP complex; Lsm1-7-Pat1 complex; U6 snRNP. Gene Ontology annotation, biological process: mRNA splicing, via spliceosome. Gene Ontology annotation, molecular function: RNA binding. NCBI's taxonomy places the organism in Eukaryota, Fungi, Ascomycota, Sordariomycetes, Hypocreales, Hypocreaceae.